Diaporthe batatas is the source of this 2514-nucleotide messenger RNA. RefSeq lists its product as uncharacterized. Gene Ontology annotation, biological process: protein phosphorylation. The record is from RefSeq and is a predicted model, not a curated record. The transcript is spliced from 8 exons. Gene Ontology annotation, molecular function: ATP binding; protein kinase activity. Lineage: Eukaryota; Fungi; Ascomycota; Sordariomycetes; Diaporthales; Diaporthaceae. Bases 1 to 2514 code for a protein of 837 amino acids.
AUGGCUACUGCUCCAGCACCAGCGUCGAGACGGAUCCAGGCACAGCGGAGGUACAGCGGGGAUCCGGGUGUGGACGCCUACUGGAGGGCCUUUAGGAGGCGCAAAUUGGAGACAAACAACUACUUUGCAUAUCAUCGAGCGGGCCGUACACUUGCUCUGUCAGCAUCCGCACCGUGGGACAGAGUGAAUGAACAGCCAAGCCUGCGGCUCGUGGACGAAGGAACAAAACACCUUCCACAGAGCUGGGACGAGAUUUAUGCAGACCUCGACAUACCGGCCCUGCAGGAUUCGCAGAGACGAAACAGGCUACGGGUAGGACGGGAAAGGGGCCCACCAAGCGCGCGACAGCAGCUAGAAAAUCGACAAAGCGCCAUCACGAUGAGAAGUCUCCUUCGCAGCAUGGGAUGCAACGUUCGACUCCUGCGCGUCCUUGGUGAAGGUAGCAACGGAAUCGCCGGGCUAUUUGAUAUUUACGAUCAAAACACCGGGACACGCAAGAGAUUUGUUGCGAAAGGAGCAAUACCACCGGCUACUUUGACCAACGAGAAGGCCGUCCACGAUUAUCUGCUUCGAGCGCAGCACAUCGUCCGCAGGUACCGGCUCUGCGGAGAGCUACUGCCACCCACGACCGAAGCCGGCUGGCUGAGGCUGAGGCGGUUGGAUCAAGAUCCUGGUAUAUUGUUCAUGGAGUUCAUGCAGCACAGCGACAUGUGGUCGCUGAUCGCCAAAUGUGCGAGGGAAAGAGUCAAGGUCCCUAAUCGCCAGCUGCUCAGAAUUUUCAACUGUCUCGUAAGGGCGUGCAUCGCGAUGGAGUUUCCACCCAGGCGUAGAUUCGGAUUUCGGGGUCGAGAGGACUGGUCCAUCAGUGACGCUGAGGCCAGGAUAUAUCUUGAGGAGAAUAUCCCACGGCCACCGGACAAUACUCGCGGAUUCGGUCUAGUUCACUUCGAUUUGGAUCCCCAGAACGUUUUCGUCGGUGACUACGACACGGGGAAGCAUCGAUACGGACCCUAUUUUAAAGUUGGUGAUUUUGGCACUACGACACGUAAUACGAGCAGUGUUUUUAGAGACCCCCCAGAAGCCUUUUGGCGACGCAGAUUCGGCAAAUUGUUUUAUCAUCUGCCUGAACAAUUCCAUCAGGAGUGGGACUAUGUAGACGUCCUUCCUCAGCAGGAGAACCCUAGACCCAGGAUCGCGGGGAACUACGGCCCGGCGAGCAAUGUGUGGCAUAUCGGGAUGUGCCUUCAUGAUAUGAUUACACACCAUCUUCCUCCAUACCCUCCUGGAGCUGUCGGGCCCCUUAACCAUCCUGACUUGGAAAACGGCGGGGGCUUCUAUUUUACACAGGAUACACCUUGGGUGACGGAUGCGUGGAACCAAAGGGUUGGGCCGUUCUAUACCCACGGUUCCCGUUUGUUGUCCCAAGAUAUCAAUAUUGUUCUGAAGGCGAUCCUUGUCCGCUGCCUCGCCGACCAACCAGCCGAUCGGCCGACACUUGCUGAACUCCAAAGGUAUGUGGAGCGUUUCGAAAGGCUGCCACAGAUGGGACAUCCUGAUGACUGGUUCCGGAAUGCGUACGCCACACCUGUAGAUCCAUCAACUCAUCCAUUUGACCCGGACGUAGAUCCUAACCUAGCCGCGCAGGCGCAAGGGGUUGGAUCUUUCCGAAACGUUGUCGACACUGCCCCCGCAAAUCCUAUAACGACUGAAGACCCUCUUCAAUCGGCGGACGGUACGCCGGAUCCAAACAUCUUGGCUCGCAGCCUCACCGCAGUGGAUCCAGCAGCUCCUCUGAAUCUUGACCCUACACAGCCAGUAGGAAGUGCUGGUUUCUUCGCAAGCUUGGCUGCCAGGAUGAAUUCUCUGGCGGGGAGUAUAUCUCAGUCGCUCCAGAGUGUAGCUUCAAUGAGCCAAGCAUCGGAACCUGAGCCAGGAACGCGUCUUCCGAGAGAGCUGUUACUCAGCAACCAUAAUCCAGCAGGGGAUGUAGAUGUAGGGCUCGGGGCAGACCAGAUAAACACAAGCCAACCAGAUGUGGUAAUAGGAUCAGCACCGACGGGGUCAUUCCGGAAUCUGAGCUUGAGUGGGAGUGGGAGAACAAGCUCAUCGAUAGUGUCGUACGUUGGCAGUUCUGUGUCUGACCUGAUAAAUCCUAACAGCCCACCGGGAGGUAUGCCCCUUGGAUCUCGUUAUAUCGAGGCAUACCCUCUUGUUUACUCAAUAAAUGGUAUCGCACCACCACCUCCUGGCUUUGUUCCAGGCCGAAUGAUUCCGGAUCCGCUUCCACUACCCCGUGGGAUGAUGUAUCCCGCCGGGCUUUUUCCCAUACGGGUUGCAGAUGUCGAUCAAAGCCAAGGUGAAGUUCCAAAUUCUGUGAGGAGCGUUCCACGUGAUUAUUUCAAUAGAAAAGACUGUGAUUUUUCAGAGCAAGAACUGUCAGAAUCGUCCUUCUACCCUGGAACGAAGAUCUUGAGCAAUGUAGAACAGCCUAAGAACUGCUCGUUAAUGCCCUAG